Meyerozyma guilliermondii ATCC 6260 is the source of this 798-nucleotide messenger RNA. Its product is annotated as putative amidotransferase. Gene Ontology annotation, cellular component: nucleus; cytosol. The transcript has a single exon. NCBI's taxonomy places the organism in Eukaryota, Fungi, Ascomycota, Pichiomycetes, Serinales, Debaryomycetaceae. The record is from RefSeq and is a predicted model, not a curated record. Bases 1 to 798 code for a protein of 265 amino acids.
AUGACUGUCACAGCAGAUCACAUUGCUAUUCUUGUAUGUGAUACGCCAAUUCCUGGUGUGGCCUCCAAGUUUGGUGACUUUGGGGACAAUUGCAGAGACCUUUUGGAGGCUGGAGGACUGUGUCCAUAUCCUGGUAUAUGCUACCAGAUUUGUAACGAUAAUGAUGACGACUUGGAAGUAAUAUAUUCACAGAUUAAGGCUGGACUCGAGUCCAAUGUCAUCAAGGGUCUACUUUUGACGGGGUCUCGUUCCGAUGCGUUUGACGACCAGGUUCCAUGGAUCCAGAAACUUGACAGUUUUGUCAUAAAUGUAGCAUUUGAAACACCCAAUCUUCCUAUAGUUGGAAUAUGCUUUGGUCACCAGAUAUUAUCCAAAGACUUGGGUGCCAAGGUGGGUCGUAAUUUGGGCCAAGGAUGGGAGUUGGGUACCACUGAGAUCAAAUUGAACCCGCACUUUUCAUUGAUGAAAGGACCCAUUUUAUCAAUGUCAGAAUCACACCGAGAUGUGGUUUUUGAAAUUCCAAAGCCAUAUAAGGGAUCAGAAUUCUACAAUAUAGGACUGUCAAGUAACUGUGCUGUCCAAGGGCUAAUUUCAAAUGGUGGAAAGCUCAGAAUUUUGACGUUUCAAGGCCAUCCAGAAUUCCAUCCAGACUUGAUGCUUGCAUUAUGUAAAUACAAAUACGAAGCAGGCACGAUAGACAAGGAAGUGUACGAGCAAAGUACACAAGCUACUGCAUCGAUGGUGAACCAGGGUAAGGAGAUCGGAGGCAUUAUAGGCAAUUUUUUUCAGACUAAAUAA